Messenger RNA from Momordica charantia (bitter melon), 1414 nucleotides. RefSeq lists its product as uncharacterized. NCBI's taxonomy places the organism in Eukaryota, Viridiplantae, Streptophyta, Magnoliopsida, Cucurbitales, Cucurbitaceae. Gene Ontology annotation, molecular function: zinc ion binding. The record is from RefSeq and is a predicted model, not a curated record.
UUGAAAAUGCAAGGGUUUGCACUUUGCACCGAAGAAUGUCAUCAAACGUAUCGAAUCAACUGAGAAUAUAGAUUCUAGUGUAAAUGUGUAGUGUAUGUAGCUAACAGAUCUUCCAGAACCUUUUUCUUUUUCUUUUUCUCUUUUCAAAUUUUUUUUUUUGUUGGUAAGUGGUAAUUUGUGAUUCCCCCGCACCCCCACCUCGUUUCUUUUUCUUCCCAGUAAUUUCCUCUGUAUUCUCUGGCGACCCAUUGCACGUUUGUGUUCUUCUUUGCAACAUAGCACAGACCUGUGUCUGCCGGACCAUUGUUUUCCCUCUUUACCAAAUCCCCUUUCUCUUUCUCUAACAGAACCAUGAAUUGUGUUGUAACUUCCUCUUCGUUCUUUAAAGUUGUAUCAAUUCUAUAUUGCAAAAGCUUUAACCAAUGGAGUUGAAAGGUUACCGAAUCCAAUAYCCACUUCUUUAAAUGCCCAAUUUCUUCGUAAAUUGCGAAGAGUUUCAGCUUCUGGGUUGUGAGAAUGCCGACUCCUGAAGUGUCCCAGUCCGACAUUGAUUUGGAGCAGGGGAAUCAUCGCCGGUCCGUCAGCGGUAGUGACGUGAGCGCCGAUUGUAGCGUCUACUUCUCCGACGCCGACGAGGGUUCGUGCUAUUCUCAGUUCUUUUCGACCAACGGUGGUUCCUACGAUGAGUAUAGGUUUGCUUUCGUCGCUCAGCCGGAGGUUGGGGUCGUUUCGGAUUCCCGGCGAGUUUCAUCGGUUUCCGAUCGUUCGGUGGAGGUUGAGAAUGAAAAUGGGAUUACUGAAAUUAAGGUGCAUUUGGCUAAAGUAGAGAGAGAUUGCAGGAUUUGUCAUUUGGGUUUGGAGAGUAAUAGCCAGGAGUCUGGAAUCCCAAUCGAAUUGGGCUGUUCAUGCAAGGAUGAUUUGGCUGCUGCUCACAAGCAUUGUGCUGAAACCUGGUUUAAAAUCAGAGGAAAUAAGACGUGUGAGAUAUGUCAUUCCAUUGCACGAAACAUUCUCGGACCACAUGAGGUUGAGUUGACAGAGCAAUCUACUGAAUCCAACAACGCGUCCUCGACAGCUGCAGUUGCUGCAUCAAUUCCUUCAUCAGACAGCCAAAGCUUCUGGCGUGGCCACCGGUUUCUGAAUUUUCUUCUUGCUUGGAAAUCCGACCAACGAGCUUGCAGAUUUUGCUGCUGCAAAAGACUCCAGAGAGUUGCCUACAGAGUGUCCAUAACUUCAUAUCAAUUAUCAUCUCACACACAUGUACCUAUCCCAACAUUCCCCUCAAAAAGUAUUUCCCCUUCACUUCCAGUUCCAUUCCAUUCAAUUCCAAGUUAURUAGGAAUUCAGUUCAGUCAAGAACAUUGAUGAUUCUGAGUAUUCCAAUGAGUAAUAGUAUUAUGUUUCUUUAUUCUUA